Messenger RNA from Stylonychia lemnae, 2985 nucleotides. Lineage: Eukaryota; Ciliophora; Spirotrichea; Sporadotrichida; Oxytrichidae. The record is from the annotation of a GenBank genome assembly.
AUGUCAAGUGCAGAUUUGUAAUCAGGAAUGCUCCAUAUCCACCAACUCAUCAUGUCUAGUAGUAGUGCUAACAAGAAUGAGCGUCAAAACGCAACAAAUUAGCUUGUAAACAUGAAGUUAGAUGAACCAACCACUACCAUUUUGCUGGCUUACAUUCAGAAUCAACAAUUUGAGAUGAGUCCCAGGCUUAUUGCUGCAACUUAACUUAAAAACAAAAUAAAAGCUAUCUAUGGGUCCGGAAAUGCGGGAUUGGACGGAAGCGGUGCAGCAGAUGAUGUUUCAAACUUGAUUGAUGAGAACUCAGUCAACAUAUUGCAGUCAUCCCUUGUCAGUCUCAUGAUGUCAUCUGAGAAGUUGAUAGCUGAAUAGUUUCUUGAGGUAAUUUCACUGAUGGCUAAGAGAUUCAUCUACCAAGUUUGGCCUUCUCUUGUUCCAGAGUUGAUUAAUCAUUUGCAAACCACUCAAAGUCCUUUGAUUAUUAGGUAUGCGCUUGAGACCUUCAAAAAGAUUUGCAAAAAGUACAGAUACAUGUUUAGAUCAGAUGCCUUAUACAAGGAGAUCAACUAUAUGAUUGAGAAUUUAUCAGGAUAACUAAUGAUUCAAGCCUAGAAUUGUAUUAAUAUGAUCCAACAAAACUCCUAGGAUCUUGAGGCAGUCGAGACUCUAUUUGUCAUUUUGAAUUCAAUUCUGCAUAUAAUUGAGAGUUUCCUUGCUUAAGAAGAACUACCAGACUUUUAUGAGGAAAACUUGGAAUAAAUUGCUUCAAUUCUAUCAUUUGUGAUUGAGUGUGAGACUUGCCUUCCAAGAGUUCACAAUCUACCAAUUAUAAAAUGUAGAGCAAAGGUUGUGAGAGUUGUUCAUGUCUAUUAGUUCAAAUUCAUUGAAUACUUCUAAAACUAUAGUCAAUAUUUCUUUGAAAAGAUAUGGGGUAUGGUUAUUAACAAACAGGUAUAAUCCUCUAAAGCUAAUGAGAAACUCAUUCAUGCCAUUAUCAGAUAUCUUAAUGAGAUGUCUUCACUUCCCAAUAUCCAGCAAUUUUUCCAAGCAAAUAUGGUCCCACUUUUUGAGCUUAUCAUUUUGCCAAAUAUCUCUCUAACAGAGGAUGAUGUUGAUGAAUAUGAAAUGGAACCUGAGACUUAUAUCAGGAAUGAUCUUGAGGAGUCAGACACUGACACCAGAAGAAGAUAAUGCAUGAGAUUUGUUCAAUCUUUGUCAAAGAAAUUCCCAAAUGAUGUCAAUAAUCUGAUAGGUAACUAUGUGAAUCAACUUCUAGGAGAGUAUCAGCAAAAUAGAAAUAAAGAAUGGAUGAAAAAGAUUACAGUUUUAAACCUUAUAAUUACUGCUUCAAUAACCCAGUAUACUUAUAGAUCAGGAGCUGAAAGUAUUCUCAUAACUUUUGAGGACUUAGAAAAAUAUCUAUAAUCUUUGGUUUUCCCAGAGCUUGAAGAGACUAAAAUUGACAACAUAAGCAUUCUCAAAGCUACUUGUAUCAAAUUUAUCUAUAUGUUCAGAAAUUAGAUCCCAGAUCACCUUGUUCCCAUGUUCGUAAACAAAAUUUCUGACUUCUUAAAAAGCGAUAGCUAAGUCAAUUAAUCAUAUGCUGCUGCUUGUAUCGAGAAAUUACUGAUUAAGAAGUGCUCUAACGGCUAAGGCAUGAUUUUCACUCCAUAAAAUAUUGAUCAAAAUAUGGUUAGCAAGCUCUUAUAAAAUCUAUGUGAAUUGCUCUAGAAUAACAAGAAUCUCUAUGCUAUCAGAUCUCUCUUCAGACUGAUUCAACUAACUCAAAAUAAUAUUGUACCUUUCGCAGAAGUGCUCGGACAAGUCUUGGCUAACUUUAUUAUGCUAGCAGCCUAAGAUGAGGCUCAGACUAGUCCUAACUAUCUCUAUAUUUUGUUUGAGACAGCUUCUCUCACAUUGAAAUACGUGAAAGACAAUUUAGAGGUAUUUGCAAAAGUUGAGGAUUCUCUUAGUCAGUCUUUGAACUUUGUAAUUGAAAGAAAUAUCACUGACAUGAUCUCUUAUGCUUUCCAAAUUUACUCAUUGUUUAUUGCAAACUCACCUACCCUCAAGGAUGCCUAUGUAAUGCUUACCCAAUCAAUUUUGACAAACUCAGGAAACUGGGGCAAAGAUAUGAAAUACUUAAUUCCAUCACUGGCUUAAUUCCUCAUCGCAGUUAUCUUCAAGUAUCCAGAUUUAUGUUCUUAGUACAUCUCAAAUAUUCAGUAGAUAAUAAUCAACCUUAUCGAUGUGAAUAUCAGAAUGGAAUAAACAAGUCUCUAAAUAGCCUCUGCAGUCUUUGAAAAAUUAGGAGUACCUAACCCAGACUUCUUGAAGCAAGUACUGUUCAACAUUUUCCAAACUAUGCACUUCUACAAAAAUAAUACCAAGGCUAAACUUCUGCCAGUACCAAUCAUCAAAAGUGUCUGGUCAUUUUUCGCAAACUUUAUGAUUUACAAUGGCACUCAGUCAUUAGUAGAUAGUACUAAUCAAAUAUAGCCAGGUAUCAUAAUGAUGAUAAUGAAAUCAGAGGGCGAGAAGAUCAGAUUUGUAAACAGCCCAGCAAGAGAUAAGAAGUAUGCAAUAGUAGCUUACUCUUAAUUCAUCGCUGAUACUCUAGAUAUAAUUACUCCAGAGGUAUUAAGCAUUCUUACAAAGAGUCUUAUUGAUUUGUGCUUUAAUCAAAGUAAUUCUGGCUUCUAAGUUGCAAGUACAGUGGGAACUGAUACUGAAGAUUUACUCUAGGAUGGAGCGAUUGACCAGACAUUCGCUUUCCAAAGGUCAACAUACAUUCAGUUAAAUGCAGCUAAGAUUGACCAGUCUGAUAAAUUAAGUUAGUAAGUUCCAGUUCCAGAGCAAAUGAUGCUAGGGGUACUUUUACAAGUACAGAAUGCCAAAAAUGUAGCCAUCUCCAGUUUAAUUGAUGAUGACAAACAUAGAAAGUAAUUACAUCAACUCAGCUCCUUUUACAAUGUUCAAAUUAACUGA